Molecule: messenger RNA, 8161 nt
Organism: Dicentrarchus labrax (European seabass)
Lineage: Eukaryota; Metazoa; Chordata; Actinopteri; Moronidae
Gene: nol4la
Product: nucleolar protein 4-like a
Exons: 11
Coding region: 251-2290 (679 amino acids)
Source: RefSeq, a predicted model, not a curated record
GACAGCACUGCUCCUCCGCUAACAGGUGUGCUGCUACUGUCCGGGUCACUUUUGCUAGGAAACCACAGGGAGGUAGCGUCCCAAAACCUGAACCGAGCCUCCUGUACGCGGGACAGCGGGGACCAGAGGGAGGAGAAUCAACCCCGUUCAAGUCUUUCUCUUUAUUAGCCUGGGCUGUUUGAACGGGUUCAGACAGAGACAGAGAGAGAGAGAGAGAGAGAGAGAGAGAGAGAGAGAGAGAGAGGGAACGAUGGCAACGAAAAAGGCGUGCGUGGAUGCGCCCAAAAGGAGCCGGAGUCCGGUCGUGUUGGAGGCGGAGAUGUUCAGUGAAUUUCAGGACUGGUGUCUCCGGACUUAUGGAGACUCCGGUAAAACAAAGACCGUCACCCGGCGAAAAUAUAACAAAAUCAUGCAGACACUGUUGCAGAACGACGAGUCGGAUGGCGUUUAUAUCGACAACAGCCACAUCAACGCCAAAUUCAAAUUCUGGGUGAAGUCUAAAGGAUUUCAGGUCGGGACCAACGUUUUGGGAGAGCACAACAAGAAAGGAGCUCCAGGGAAACCCGUCCUAUAUGUCCCGGUCAAGUCAACGUGUUCAGAUGGGAACUCAGCCCAAGACAACUCCUCCCUGAAGCGUGUAGCCGUGGUAGAAGACUUCUUCGACAUCAUCUAUGCCAUGCAUGUGGAAAUGGGCGCCGACCCGGGCAGAGCACCCAAACAUGCAGGCCAAAAGAAGACCUACAAAGCGAUAGCAGAGACCUACGCCUUCCUGCCCAGAGAGGCGGUGACUCGGUUCCUAAUGAGCUGUGGAGAGUGUCAGAAGAGGAUGCACAUCAACCCCAGCACGGCAGAGUUCAAAGAAAAUGACAGACCAACCUCCCUGGUCCCGGACCUCAUUGAUUACAACAUGCCUCUUACUGCCACCUACCUGAAACAAAUGAAACUGCAGUGCAUGAAUGCCACUGAGAGGGAUGACAGUUCGGUGAGCAGCGAGGAGAUGAACAGCGCUGAGCCUACAUGGAUCGCAGCUGAGCAGCCCCCAGUGCCUGAGCCCAGUCCACCUAAUGGAGAGAGAGUCAGCAACCAAACAGCCAACGUUAAAGAAGAGGACGAUGACGACUCCUCAGAGAGCGGGCUGCCGGCCCUGACCUCCCCGGAGGUGCUGGCUGUGGGCGGGAACCCCCCAGAUGGUGGGGCCCCUUACGGGGAGAUGGCAGAGAACGGGUUGAGCGCUCCACUGGACUUCAGCACCACCUCACCCUCAUCCUCUUCAGAGGAUCAGCAGCCGGUCAAUCUGAGCGACAGACUGCUGCCUGCAGGGAGCUCGCCACCAAACUCUUACCCCGCAGACCCCAACAGAAAGUACCCCAUCAAAACCGAGUACGCCAACAAGUCCCCUCCUUACAGCUCAGGAAGCUAUGACUCUGUAAAAACUGAACUGAGCAUGAGUGCAGAGGAUCUGACCUCUGGUCGGGCACAGAUAAUUGACGACGACGACGAUGAUCACGAUGACCACGAUGACAGUGACAAGAUCAAUGACGCCGAGGGUAUGGACCCUGAGAGACUCAAAGCCUUCAAUAUGUUUGUGCGUCUGUUCGUGGAUGAGAAUCUGGACCGCAUGGUGCCCAUCUCCAAACAGCCCAAGGAGAAGAUCCAGGCCAUUAUCGAGUCCUGUAGCCGCCAGUUCCCAGAGUUCCAGGAGCGCUCCCGCAAGCGCAUCCGCACCUACCUCAAAUCCUGUCGCCGCAUGAAAAAAGGCGGUUUUGAGAUACGACCAACACCUCCUCACCUCACCUCUGCCAUGGCUGAGAACAUCCUCGCUGCUGCCUGUGACAGUGAAACCCGAAAUGCUGCCAAGAGGAUGCGACUCGAUGUGUACACGGAUGAGCCCGCCUCCGUUGACAAGCCCAACUCGAGGGACCCGGCCUCUGUGGCCCCAUCAGGGUUCUCCAUCUCCAGCGCAGCUUUUGCCCAAGACCAGCUCUACACCAAUGGAGGCCUCAACUACAACCUGCGGGGAUAUGGGACAGUCGGCAGCAACCAGCAGAACUCUGGUGCUGCGCAAACCAACGGUCCCACAGAUUUGAGUAUGAAGGCAGUCGGCCCAAACUCCUCCACCUCCAGCUCCAACAGCCACGGUCAGGGAGGCGGCGGUGGCGGAGCCUCGGCUCAGCUCAGCCCUCCGGAGGUCACAGCGGUGAGGCAGCUCAUCGCAGGAUACCGAGAGUCUGCCGCCUUCCUGCUCCGCUCAGCAGACGAGCUGGAAAACCUGAUCCUGCAGCAGAACUGAGUCCGAGCCAAAACCGUGGCGAGACCCUCUCCUAGCCUGUCCACGUCUGUCGCCCUCGGUCACACAUAUUUGGGCAGACUUGCAUACAAAGACACAAAAUGUACACGAGUGAUACUGCAGCGCACAGUGGGUCCUGUAGGUAUGGUACCUUUUCUUAUUCCCACAUGUUUAUGUAUUUGGACGGGCCAGAACAUAUCACAGGCUGAAAAAUGUUUAUUUAUGCAUUUGGUUCACUUUGACCUUAGUGCCCUGUUAUCUGUAGCCAUUCAUCCCAUUCAGUUCAUUUUACCACUUCAACCUCCAUUCGUCUCAGGAAGCGAUGAUCUAUGUGAAAAAAAAAAGACCUGCAUUGGUGCACAGUGGCGUACCAGAGGUGUUAACCUUAAAUUAGCUGUGACCAUAAUGCCACACUGGCUCAUUUGUGCAGAUGUUUGGACAUAUUAAUGGUUAAAUAGCAGUGAUUUAGUGUCAUUACCUUGUUUCUAUCUUUACACAAAUGUAAAAUAUGCUGUACAGUGGCAUGAUUUGAUUAGGUCGUCUGAGUCAUUUCUAAAUGAUAACUCUCUCCGAAUUCACUUCUGCAUUGCGUUCUGAAAGUCCAUAGAUGAAUCGCUGCUAAAUCAACUGACCUGUUAACCUCAACAGCUACUGGAGGACGUGCUGACUUACACAUGCACAUUAAAAAAAAGUAGAGAAAAGGAAAAGAAAAACAGGACAGUGUUUAUCAGUUUUCUCCUGUAAAUUUUGGCCAGAUCAGUCAAGUCGUGUGGUCAAAACUAUACCUCGGUCCUGCUCUGUUGGAGUGGUUUCCAGAUUGUUAGGGCAUGUCGUGACUAAGAGACAAAGACUCAUUACCCAACGUGACUUCAUUUUCAAUUAUUUUAUUAUGAAUAUUUCUAUCACAGGCAAUUUCUCAUUACUUAAAAAAGGAAGGAGGCUUUUAAGAAGCAUGGGUAUGCAAAUUGAGGUCACAGACACCUGUCAGGGAAAAAAGGAGAUUAAUAUAUUGUUUAGACUCUUGGUUUUUAUAACCAGUGGAAAAAGGUGCAAUAUUGAAGAUAAUCAGUAAUGGUGUGCUUACUGAAAGGACUUUAUCAGACUUGCUGAAGUGUUUUAAGGCAAAACAGGGAGUACUUUACCACAAUCUCCUCCUGCUGUAACUGUCAAGUUGUAAAAAAAAAAAGAAGAAAAAAAGAAAAAAGAAAUGAUAUCCCAUGCAGCAUUGUAGCCAAUUUCAAUGUUGUUGUUUGUUGUUAAUACUGAUCUUUAUUGCUAACCUCAUAACUGAGGCACUUUCAUGUAUUGGGAUCAGUCAAAGGAAAUAAGACCUGGCAGAAAAAUGAGACUUAAUGUUGCACGUCUUUUUUUAUUUUUUACUUUAAAGUGAUUUUGGGGUCAUUUUGUGAAGGAAUUGUUCUGUGAGUAAAUUUUUUUUAAGUUAAAACUGGCACAUUGAGCUCACAUGCAUCCAUUCCUGACAGUCACAUGAAUGCAGCGGUGUCAACCUAACAUCCAUAUGGCUUUACUGGAUGCAGUGCGAGUGUGUGUGUGUGUGUGUGUGUGUGUGGGCUGCUCAGUCUGUAUCAUCCCCUCUGACCUCUCUCCCUCAUCUCCACUCAUUGAUAUCAUAUCUGAAAAACACACUGUUUGAAAAGAAGCAAGAGACAAUCUUUAAAAAAAAAAAAGAUGUAAUCGCAUCACAGUUUACUCUCCCAGCUUUCUGCUAUGGUGUGUGUGUGUGUGUGUGUGUGUGUGUGUGUGUGUGUGUGUGUGUGUGUGUGUGUGUGUGUGUGUGUAUGUGUGGUCUGAGGGCACACGAGUACUCAAAGCAGAUCUAGAGCACAGUCUCACAACAGACACUUUUAAUGGUGAGUCACUCAGCACAAAGAACUGUUGUGUAAGUGUGUGUAUGUGGAGUAUUUUUUAUUUAUUUUUUGUAUUUUUAUUUUCUAAGUGUUGGUAUUGACAGUAUGUUGAUUUUCUGUUUGUGUGUAAGUGGAGUGACCCAGUUUGUACAAACAUCAAUCUGUGAAGAUUUAAUUCAGUCGGCUGAAACAUUCCAAACUAGGACAAUGACUCUUCAAGCAGCCCCGAAAGUGGCUCGCACCUUAUUGAUCUGUCAAAGUUCAAGAGAGAUAUAUUUCUGUAUUUAUCACAAAUCUAUCAAAAUUUAUCAGUUAUUUAUCAUGAAUCAGUCCGUCAUUCACAUAAACUUCUCACCACCGCCAGACCGGUUCAGAGUUGGAUAUACAUUUUAUUGCCAUGUCAUGAUUGGGCUGCGUUACAUUUUACAUUUAAAUUAUCUAUUGCAAGUUUGGAAGCACUUUAUAGCUCAGGAUUAAGGUAACAUAACACAGUGAUUUGAGUGUGUCUUUACCUCAUUUGUAAUAUCAGCUUCAGUUCAAACAUAGUGAGAACUGAUUAUAACAAAGGACAGUUUGAUGCAGAAGCAGCUCUCAGUCUGCUUUAUUAAUGACUAUAUAUAUAGAAAAAAUUAAAAAAGCAAACAGCUCCUUUGUCUCCUGUUUGAAAAUCUUAUUGGAGCUCAGUUUGAACUCAUCAGUUUGAAUGGUCCAUCUCAGGGGUGUUUCAUAAAGGAGGCGCCUUUAAAAAAAAAAAAAAAAGCGUGGUGUCUCGUGAAAAGAACUGAACAAGGAUGAAUCUGUUUCAUAAAGUUGGUUUAGAGAAAAUGUGAGCGGUGGUAGUCGAGUCUGGUUUAUUUAUUUCAUGACAUUGAAACACACAAACUGACAUGUUGGGACAAAAGAGCACAGUUCUGCAGCCACAAAGCAACACAUAUUAAAACAUAAAAAUAUCACUGCAGAAAACUUACAUCACUGGAAUAAACAACAUAAAAUAGAGCCUCUGGCUGUGUGCUGGACAAAAGCUCAGACUCAUUCCUCUGUUAGCUGUGCCUGUUGCUGUGCUCUGACAUUGUGGGUUUAAAUCCUGCAUGAAUUACAAGAACAAUUAAACAUGUAUCAAAUAGGACUUUUUUUUAAUAGAAAACCAUUACAUAAUUUGCAUUUUUAGAACCUUAAAACAGUUAUAAUCAAUAUAUUUUCAUAAUAAAAUAGUGUCAAAUGACAAUGUGUAAUGUGAGAGGGCUCCUAAUGUUGAAACUACAGAGAAUCAUCGGCUGAAUCUGCAGCUCCCCGCGGCUUUACAGAGCUUUAUAGACAGUUUCAGCUGAUUGUUUAGCUGUCUGGCCACGACUUUACUGUUUCGGUUUACUCUCACAGCUGCAGCCAGCAGUAAAAAAAACUCUAAAAACACACUGUAUACUACCUGCUCAGCACCAAACUGCAGACAAAGACACAGUUAGCAACUAGCUGGGGAUGCAUUCAGCAGCUGAGGAGCAAGAUAUUUCCCUCAGGAGUUGGUAGAGACCAAAAAACGAGCUAAAAUAAGAGUGAAUACUGACCUUAAAUUCAUCAGCUGACUCCAAAUAGAUGAUAAUAAUGUUGCUCCGUAACAGCUGGAUGUAUAAAUAAGCGACUGUUUGAUAACAAGUUUGCCAUAUCAUCUUAAAAGUGAUGCUAAUGUCAGUGUUGCAACUUGUUUCCGGUGCCAUCAAGUGGCCAAAAAAUGUGUUAAAUUAUCAGCUGGAUUGUGUUACUUGGUUUGUACAAGUGACUCAGCAGUCUCCAUAUUGAGAAAAUACUUUUUUAUCUUUUUUUAAAUAUCUUCUGACAGGUUGUCUGCCACUUGCUGCAGAUGUAAUGAAUGGAUUUAAUUUAAUUUAGUGACUUUUAAAGAGAGGAGAAAUGGUGAAGUUCGGCUUUAAUUUGAUUGCAGAAGCACGUAUGUUGACAGAUAUGAGCACAGAUUUAAAUUAUGCAAUUAAACUCAUCCCAUGUCAGUUACGUGACCUACAUUUUUGUGCGAGCAGACUCGUGUUCACGGUGCAGCCGUAAAGAGGAUCCUUCAGGGGAGGAACCUACGAGAGAACGCAAUGUUUCGGUCUGACACUGUUUAAAGUGAAGCUGAGCCUGGACCACGGUAGUCUGUAGGGAUGGGUUUCCAUGGUAACUUAGAUCAGACUUAUUUAAACCUCCUUUAUGAAGCAGAAUUGCCUGACUUUCUAAAAUAAUCGUGCUUUAUGAAACACCCCUCUGGGCUCUAACAGACGUAAUCAUAGAUAUACGUGGGACCCCCGAGUCCUCACAUGUCUUCCUCGUCUCCUCCAACCUCCUCGUUUGUUACUGUAGCCAUAGCAGAUCCUCUACACUUCAUGUCUAACUCAGUGAUGCCAUGUUGAUCUUGUCUCAUUUUUCCACAGACAUUUAGCUUGCAGAUUUGUAAACUGUCUCACGCUGAGCAACAUUUUUAGCUGUGUGCUGGAGUUACUGUGAUCAACGACGACCGCGUGUCGUCAUAUGUUGUUGUUUUUUUUUCUAAUAAUGCCCAAUGUAUUUUUUCUCUUUGUAUUGACUGGACAAUGUAAUCUAUUGGUGUUGAUUAAAAAUGCCCUGGUAGCUUGUGGAUUGCUAAAGUGGUCAGAUAAAUGUACUGUAUAGCUGUACAAAGAGUGAUAAAAGAUGUUUUUUGCUUUCUUUUUUUUUUUCUGUGGGUACAGCACUGUAAAAAAAAAAAAUCAAAGUGGUUUUAGCCCUUGCCUGUUUUAACUUAUCAUUUGGUGGUGGUCUGUAUUACUUCUAUUGUUAUUUAUAUUAUUUCAAUUGUUGCCUCUCCUGCACUGAUAAGAGACUGUAGCUCUGUGCAGGGGGUUGUACUGUAAACCUGUGUGAAGCUUUGUAUUUUUCCCCUCUGGUUUUUGGACUCAGUGAAAGUGUGAUGUUUACAUGUACAGUUUUUCAGAAUAAUUUUUGUUUUUGUUUUAUUCAGGCUGUUUUUUUUUCUCCUCACCUAUACCCCUAAUCUGUGUACAUUUGCCCAGAUAUUUUCCUUUUGUCGUUUCAUUGCAUCAAGUGCAGACGUGACCUCUUUGACGACUCGGUCACGUGGUCAGAGUGUGCCGUGACAGCUGGUUGUGGUCGGCUCGGUGUUGUGGUGGCUUCCAGCAUUUAAAAAAAAAAAAAAGGUAAUCUUAAGUAAAAAAGGGAGCUUCACAACUUCUCAAAGUGGACCAGCAAAGAUUUAUUAAGGAUCAAGAUGACUUUAAUCAGCUGUUUUAGAAUACUAUUGUGGCCUAAAUGGAGAUAGGUGGGGUGUAGGUACAUUUAUUAUACUACAUUAAGUGCUCAGAAUCUUUUAAUAUCCCGACUUUGUUGUCAGGGAAAACUCCUUGUCCUUAACCCGACUGGUACCCUGAAAGGUACACUUUGACCUGUUGUAAUAUCUCCUCGGUAACAUAAAAGCCAUUCCCCUCUCCUGGCCUUUUAAGGGGAACCCAUAAACCUCAGGAAAUACUGAAUCUCCAAGUUUAGUUUUUAUCCACUGAUUUCUUCUGAAAUGAGAUUUAAUUCUCUAACGAAAAACCAUUAACAUUUAUAUGAGAUGUCUAUUGUUUUGUACAUUUAUCAUUGUGAUUUAAAAGUGGAGCUUUUUCCAGUACCUGUGACUUAAUAUUUUGAUUUUUUUGGAGUGUUUAUAGGUAUGGAUAUUUAUUAUUAUAUGUGAAACUACAAAAAGACAAAAGAAAAGGUUGAACCUGUUUCAUUUGUAUGUUUCAUGCAAAACUGUCCAGGUGAGAUUUUCUCUGCCUCUUACAUAUCACUAAUGAGGGACCUGUGUUUGUUUGGAAAUAGCGCUUUUUCAGUGUUGCAUCAACGCUAUGAAAAAAAAAACAACAAAAAAAAACUAAAAAACAACAACAGUGGUUUACCAACAGCAGAGUUGCAAGGCUCUCCUCUUCUCCUGAGAUGUCAGUAAUUGAAUAAAAUAGUGCGAUGAGCUAUCUAACUGAGA